AUGUCCUCAAUUGUGGAGGGAUGGCGCCGCUGUCGACGUCGCGCAAUCGCCGAGCGACUAUAUUCCAAUAUGUCAUCGGCCGAGGUGCUUCGAGGCUCCAUACAACCGCUCGGUAUCAAUACAUCGAUGAAUAUUCAACGUAACGAGAAUACGCCAAGCGUCGGAUCGAAUAUGUCAUCGUUCUUGCAAAACGGUCAAGAUCGAGUUCCCAUUGAUCGACCGCUGUUCGUGAAUACUUCGAUGAGCGCUCAGAACAGAAUCGACCUUUACCGACGACUUGACGAUCCUCCGCAGGACAGCGAACCAGCUCUGCUGUUUCGACUCCCAUAG
Ostertagia ostertagi is the source of this 330-nucleotide messenger RNA. NCBI's taxonomy places the organism in Eukaryota, Metazoa, Nematoda, Chromadorea, Rhabditida, Trichostrongylidae. The record is from the annotation of a GenBank genome assembly.